Molecule: messenger RNA, 786 nt
Organism: Ilyonectria robusta
Lineage: Eukaryota; Fungi; Ascomycota; Sordariomycetes; Hypocreales; Nectriaceae
Exons: 1
Coding region: 43-654 (203 amino acids)
Source: RefSeq, a predicted model, not a curated record
CAGGAAUUGCCCCAUAUUAGUAGUGCGUACGUGCGUACCGACAUGUACAUCGGUAUAAUGUUCGAGCUAUCCAUGUACAAUUGUCGAGCAAGUUGUGUCGGGCCUGUCAAGGACAUGUGCAUCGUUUUGCCUGCGUGUGGGCGCGCGUGUGCGAUUGAUGAUGGCCAAUUUGAGGGAGAAGAGCGUCGAGUCAGUCACAGUACGCCUUUGCAGGAUGGUGGACAGCAUGCAACCACGCAUACUGAACACAGUGCGACUUCUUGGCGCCCAGGUCUUGCCAUACUUUCGCCGCCCCCGGACCAGAGCAAGAUGCCGUCUUUGGCCGUGGCCGCAGUGGUCGCCGUGGUCGCCGUGGUAGCGCACGUACCGAGGAUCCCCAGCUUUGAGCUCUGGGAGUUGAGACAGGAGCCGAGCGACCACAAGGUUGUUGGACAAGCAUACGAACACCCAAGGCAGGAAUCGAGGAUGCUGUGGACGCAGGCGGCAGACGGCAGACCAGAGACCAAAAUCCGUAGACAAGGAUUGGGACGCUGCGGCCACCCGAGACCAGCCAUGCAUGUUUCCAUAACGAGCAGAAAGGGGCCAAAGACAUUCCAGCAGCAACGCGAGGAGCCAGACAACGGAAAGCAACAAGGCGACAACAGGCGUCAAUAGGCGUCACCCGUCAGUUUCAAUCCGUCCAUCAAACAUGGCAUCACCGACAUGGUCGAGGCCCGGCACAGGCGAGUCGGGGCCAUCUUGCUGGAGUGGGAGGAUUUCCAACGGGUGGAGCCGAGCCCGCCCACU